UACUUUUGUGACAUUUCGUAAUUCCGUCCGUUAAUGACGGAACUGAAGUUGGCCUUCGCUUUUUCCGAUUGUUUCAUCUCGCACUAUGUGUUGGAAAAUGUCAGACAGGAUGUAAAUGAGGUGUUCUCUAGGUUAUUUGAUCACCGACCAUUUCUCAAGGGGGAAAUAGAGUAUUUUAAAAAGGAAUUUGAGGAGAAGCGAGGUGACCGAGAGGUGGAGCAUCUGUUUCGCUCCUUGGAACUCAUAACUGAAAUUAAGGAAGGCCAGAUUGAGAAGAUAGUUGGGUCCUCAGACGACAAUCUUCCACGGACAAUAGCGGACAUUCAGGUUGCUCUCCACAUGUGUGAAGACACCCUUGACACAGAGACAAAAUUCAUCUCAGAAGAGUUGCUUGCUAAGAAGAGAGGUGAACGAACUGCAAGACUUGCUAGUGUUCAACAGGACGUACAGGAGAAGUUGAAGGUGCUCGAAGAAACUUACCAAGAGAAAGAGAAGGCUAUGAGGGCUCGGUUUCAGCAGCUAGAGAGUCGUGCUGGAUAUGUUUAAGACCGAACCCUUCUGCUAUUUAUUUUUAGCUUAGUUUGAAUUUCACAACUCAACACUUUUACAGAACAUGCCUGCCAUGGACGAUCA
Portunus trituberculatus (swimming crab) is the source of this 633-nucleotide messenger RNA. RefSeq names its product biogenesis of lysosome-related organelles complex 1 subunit 5-like (gene Muted). The transcript has 5 exons. Gene Ontology annotation, cellular component: transport vesicle; BLOC-1 complex. The record is from RefSeq and is a predicted model, not a curated record. NCBI's taxonomy places the organism in Eukaryota, Metazoa, Arthropoda, Malacostraca, Decapoda, Portunidae. Bases 34 to 546 code for a protein of 170 amino acids.